This is a messenger RNA of Populus euphratica (Euphrates poplar), 3512 nucleotides long. Its product is annotated as LRR receptor-like serine/threonine-protein kinase GSO2. The record is from RefSeq and is a predicted model, not a curated record. The coding region runs from base 84 to 3431 and encodes 1115 amino acids. The transcript has 11 exons. Gene Ontology annotation, molecular function: receptor serine/threonine kinase binding. NCBI's taxonomy places the organism in Eukaryota, Viridiplantae, Streptophyta, Magnoliopsida, Malpighiales, Salicaceae.
UGCAUGGUGCUCUCCCCUAUAAAGAGCCUUUGGCUCCUAACAAGUUUUUGAUACAUUAAUUUCAAGCAGAAACAGAGGUACAAAUGGGAUUAAACAGGUUCUCUCUGCCAGCAGUGGCGGUGAUAAUGAUAAUUAAUGCCAUCCUUCUAUCACAAGGGUGUCUGGAGGAAGAACGAAUUGCUCUUUUGCAAAUCAAAACUUUCUUUGCAAAACACCCAAAUGACAAUGACAUUGCAUCCCCGCUAUUCUCUUGGGGAAAGGAUGCCCUCUGUUGCAGUUGGAAAGGAGUAACCUGCAGCAAUUCCACUACAAGACGAGUCGUCGAAAUCGAUCUUUCCUACGCAAGAUAUUGGUACUCAUCUAUGGGAGAUUGGCACCUAAAUGCAUCUCUAUUUCUUCCCUUCCAAGAACUCAAAGUUCUUGACUUGGCUGGAAAUGGCAUAGCUGGCUGUGUUGCGAAUGAAGGUUUCCAAAGGCUGUCAAGACUUGCAAAAUUGGAGGCUAUUGACUUGGGUGACAAUAUCUUCAGCAAUAACAUCCUAUCAUUUUUUAAAGGGCUUUCAUCUCUUAAAUAUCUAUAUCUUUAUAACAACAAGUUAAAAGGAUCAAUAAACACAAAAGAAUUUGAUUCAUUGACCAACUUGAAGAAGCUAUGGCUGUUCGAAAAUAAGAUCCAAGAUUUUAUAGCCCUAACAGGCUCUGAAGGACCAUCAAGGCUUAACAAAUUAGAAACUCUCGAUUUAAGCUUUAAUAACUUCAACAAUAACAUCCUAUCAUCUCUCGAAGGGCUUUCAUCUCUUAAAUAUCUAGAUCUUGAUGGCAACCAGUUGCAAGGAUCAAUAAACAUGAAAGAAUUUGAUUCAUUGAGCAACUUGAAGGAGCUAUCGCUAGCUGGAAAUAAGAUCCAAGAUUUUGUAGCCUUAACAGAAUUUGAUUCAUUAAGCAACUUGGAGGAGCUAUGGCUGGAUAGAAAUGCGAUACAAGAAUUUAUAGCCUUAACAGGCUCUGAAAGACCAUCAAGACUUAACAAAUUAGAGACUCUUUAUUUAGGCUACAAUAACUUCAACAAUAGCAUCCUAUCAUCUCUCCAAGGACUUUCAUCUCUCAAAUAUCUAUAUCUUGAUGGCAACCAGUUGCAAGGAUCAAUAAACAUGGAAGAAUUUGAUUCAUUGAGCAACUUGGAGAAGCUAUCGCUGGUUGGAAAUAAGAUCCAAGAUUUUGUAGCCUUAACAGAAUUUGAUUCAUUGAGCAACUUGAAGGAGCUAUCGCUAGCUGGAAAUAAGAUCCAAGAUUUUGUAGCCUUAACAGGCCUUUGUGAGUUAAAGCAUCUCCAGGAACUAGAUAUCAGCUAUAAUGAUCUCACUGGUUCUUUGCCUUCGUGUUUCUCGAAUUUGACAAACCUUCGAGUUUUAGAUAUCUCUUUCAACCACUUCACUGGGAAUAUAUCCUCGAGUCCCCUCGGUAGUCUCACGUCCAUUCGAGAUCUAAACCUGUCAGACAAUCACUUCCAAAUACCAAUCUCACUUGGCCCAUUUUUUAACCUUUCAAACCUCAAGAAUUUGAAUGGUGACCGUAAUGAGAUAUACGAGUCAACAGAGCUGGUACACAAUUUAAUUCCAAGGUUCCAGUUACAGAGGCUUUCUUUGUCACGUACUGGACUCGGCGGGACAUUUCCGAAAUCCCUGUACUAUCAGCAUGACCUUCAAUUUGUUGAUCUCUCACACAUCAAAAUGACAGGAGAAUUUCCGAGCUGGUUGUUACAAAACAACACAAAACUUGAAGAGCUUUAUUUGGUCAACAAUUCUCUUUCAGGAUCUUUCCAAUUAGCAAAUCAUUCCCUUGUGAAUUUGUCACGUUUGGAUAUCUCGAGAAAUCUCAUCCACAGUCAAAUCCCUACUAAAAUUGGAGCAUGUUUCCCCAGGUUAGUGUUUUUGAACCUGUCCAGAAAUGAUUUCGAUGGCAGCAUUCCCUCUUCGAUCAGCAAUAUGAGCCUUUUGAAAGUCUUAGAUUUGUCCAACAAUAGCUUAUCAGGCCACAUACCCGAGCAGUUGGUGGAAGGCUGUUUAUCAUUAGAGGUUAUCAUGCUUUCAAAUAAUUAUUUCAAAGGCCAGCUUUUCUGGAAAAAUUUCAACUUAAGAUAUUUGACAGAGCUGAUAUUAAGAGGGAAUCAGUUAACUGGGAUUCUUCCGAAUAGCUUGUCUAAUUGUUCUGCAUUGGAAGCAUUGGAUGUUAGUCACAAUAAUUUGUCUAGUAAGAUCCCGAGAUGGAUUAGGAAUAUGUCUUCUCUUCAAUAUUUAGACCUUUCAGAGAACAAUCUUUUUGGAAGUCUACCAUCCAGCUUUUGUUCUUCAAGGAUGAUGACAGAAGUUUAUUUAUCUAAAAAUAAACUAGAAGGAUCACUGAUUGAUGCAUUUGAUGGCUGCCUGUCGCUGAACAGAUUAGAUCUUAGCCAUAAUUAUUUUGGAGGUAAAAUUCCCGAGUCAAUUGGUUCUUUGUUCCAGUUGAGCUUUCUUCUUUUAGGUUAUAAUAAUCUAGAAGGUGAAAUCCCAAGCCAGCUGUGCAAACUAGAGAAAUUAAGCUUGAUUGAUCUUUCUCAUAAUAAUCUGUGUGGUCAUAUUCUUCCAUGCCUACAACCUAGCAGCAAGUGGUAUCGGGAACGAGAAGCAUCUAUAAAUCCUUCUGAUAGUGCUCCAGGUCCUAUGCCAUUUGCCGCUGCUCCUAUUCCUUUGGAAGAUCCUUCUGUGAAUAAAGCUUUUGAGUUUACAACAAAGAGUAGAUCUUAUUCAUUCAAGGGAAUCAUCCUCACUUACUUCUCUGGUAUCGAUCUCUCCUGCAACAAUUUGACUGGAGAGAUUCCCUUUGAGCUUGGAUACCUUAGCAACAUCCAGGUGUUGAAUCUAUCCCAUAACAGUUUAACAGGUCCAAUCCCACCUACGUUUUCAAACCUGAAGAAAACUGAAAGCAUGGAUCUUUCCUACAACAACUUGAACGGGGAAAUUCCUCGUCAGCUUCUCAACUUAAACUUCCUUUCUGCUUUCAGUGUAGCCUACAAUAACUUAUCUGGCAAAACACCAGAGAUGGUUGGACAAUUCUCAACAUUCAACAAGUCUAGCUACGAGGGAAAUCCGAUGCUUUUUGGACCACCACUCACCAAUAACUACAUUGGAGAAAUAUCACCAUCACCGUUGCCAAGGUAUAAGACCGACAAAAAUGAAGAAAACGGCUUCAUUGAUAUGGAGGCUUUCUAUGUGACAUUUUCAGUUGCAUACAUCGUGGUUCUGUUGGUAAUAGGUGCAAUUCUGUACAUAAACCCGUAUUGGCGACAAUCAUGGUUUUACUUUAUUGGGGAGAGCAUCAAUAAUUGCUAUUACUAUCUUGUAGACAAUCUACUUGUGCCAGCCAAGUUCAGACGAUUUCAGCCUUGUGUCUGAAACGUUAGUUCAGGUUUUGUCAAAAAUCUCACAAGACAAUUCAAGAUUUGUAUUGAGUAGAAAUUGUCCUAUUCAGGGUAC